Messenger RNA from Mugil cephalus (flathead mullet), 3371 nucleotides. Its product is annotated as NLR family CARD domain-containing protein 3-like. Gene Ontology annotation, molecular function: protein binding. Lineage: Eukaryota; Metazoa; Chordata; Actinopteri; Mugiliformes; Mugilidae. The coding region runs from base 118 to 2502 and encodes 794 amino acids. The record is from RefSeq and is a predicted model, not a curated record. The transcript has 6 exons.
CCAGAAUGCUUAGAGAGUCAGAGGGAGGAUGAGGAGGUGUUGGAGGGUGAGGAUGAAGAGCAGAGGAGGAUCAGCAGAGAGGCAUUUGUGAAGAUCACACUGAACUUCCUGAGGAGAAUGAAGCAGAAGGAGCUGGCUGAUCGUCUGCAGAGAAAACAUGAAGCUGCAGUUUGUCAACGUGAACUUAAAUCAAGUCUGAAGGAGAAGUUCCAGUGUGUGUUUGAGGGGAUUGCUAAAGCAGGAAACUCAACUCUUCUGAAUGAGAUCUACACAGAGCUCUACAUCACAGAGGGAGAGACUACAGAGGUCAAUAAUGAACAUGAGGUCAGACAGAUUGAAACAGCAUCCAGGAAACUAGACAGACCAGAAACAACCAUCAGACCAGGAGACAUCUUUAAAGCCUCACCUGGAAGACACGGACCAAUCAGAAGAGUGAUGACACAGGGAGUGGCUGGCAUUGGGAAAACAGUCUUAACACAGAAGUUCACUCUGGACUGGGCUGAAGACAAAGCCAACCAGGACAUCCACUUCACAUUUCCAUUGACUUUCAGAGAGCUGAAUGUGUUGAAAGAGAGAAAGUUCAGCUUGGUGGAACUUGUUCAUCACUUCUUCACUGAAACCAAAGAAGCAGGAAUCUGCAGCUUUGAAGAGUUCCAGGUUGUGUUCAUCUUUGACGGUCUGGAUGAGUGUCGACUUCCUCUGGACUUCCACAACACUGAGAUCCUGACUGAUGUUACAGAGUCCACCUCAGUGGAUGUGCUGCUGACAAACCUCAUCAGGGGGAAACUGCUUCCCUCUGCUCACCUCUGGAUAACCACACGACCUGCAGCAGCCAAUCAGAUCCCUCCUGAGUGUGUUGACAUUGUGACAGAGGUCAGAGGGUUCACUGACCCCCAGAAGGAGGAGUACUUCAGGAAGAGAUUCAGAGAUGAGGAGCAGGCCAGCAGCAUCAUCUCCCACAUCAAGACAUCACGAAGCCUCCACAUCAUAUGUUACAUGCCAGUCUUCUGCUGGAUCUCUGCUACAGUUCUGGAGGAUGUAAUGGAAACCAGAGAGAGAGGAGAGCUGCCCAAGACCCUGACUGAGAUGUACAUCCACUUCCUGGUGGUUCAGACCAAAGUCAAGAAGGUCAAGUAUGAUGGAGGAUCUGAGACAGCUCCACACUGGAGUCCAGAGACCAGGGAGAUGAUUGAGUCUCUGGGAAAACUGGCUUUUGAUAAGCUGCUGAAAGGAAACCUGCUCUUCUAUGAAUCAGACCUGACAGAGUGUGGCAUCGAUAUCAGAGCAGCCUCAGUGUACUCAGGAGUGUUGACACAGAUCUUUAAAGAGGAGAGACGACUGUACCAGGACAAGGUGUUCUGCUUCGUCCAUCUGAGUGUUCAGGAGUUUCUGGCUGCAGUCUACAUGAUCCACUGUUACACCAACAGGAAGACAGAGGAGCUGGAGGACUUCCUGGGACAAAACUACAAUGACUCAACUCUGGAUAUCUUCCUGAACAGAGUCAUGGAGAAAUCCCUGCAGAGUAAAAAUGGUCACCUGGACCUGAUGGUUCGCUUCCUUCAUGGCGUCUGUCUGCAGUCCAACCAGAGACUGUUAAGAGGUCUGCUGGGUCAGAUAGAGAUCAGUCCAGAAAUCAUCCAGAGAGCCAUCAACAACCUGAAGGAGAUGAACAUGUCCAACAUUUCUUCUGACAGAAGCAUCAACAUCUUACACUGUCUGAUGGAGAUGAACGACCUCUCAGUUCAUCAGGAGAUCCAAGAGUUCCUGAAGUCAAAGAACAGAUCAGAGAAGAAACUCUCUGAUUUCCACUGCUCAACUCUGGCCUAUAUGCUGCAGAUGUCAACAGAGGUUCUGGAUGAGUUGGACCUGAAGGAUUUCAACACAUCAUGGUGGGGACGAUGGAUACUAAUUCCAGCUGUGAGGAACUGCAGAAAGGCUCAAUUUUCUGACUGUGGACUCUCAGAGAGUCACUAUGAAGUUGUGGCCUCAGCUCUGAAGUCCAACCCCUCACAUCUGACAGAGUUGGACCUGAGUGACAACAAUCUGAAGGAUUCAGGAGUGAAGCAGCUGUGUGUUGGACUGGAGAGUCCAAACUGUAGACUGGAGACUCUGAGAUUGAAAUACUGCAGUUUGUCAGAGAUCAGCUGUGAUUCUCUGGUCUCAGCUCUGAAGUCCAACCCCUCCCAUCUGAAACAUCUGGACCUGAGUGAAAAUGACCUGCUGGAUUCAGGAGUGAAACAUCUGUGUGGUUUUCUGGAGAGUCCAGACUGUAGACUGGAGACUCUGAGAUUGAGGUGGUGCAGGUUGUCAGAGAUCAGUUGUGAUUAUCUGGUCUCAGCUCUGAAGUCCAACCCCUCCCAUCUGAAACAUCUGGACCUGAGUAUCAACAACCUGAACCAUCCAGAUGUGAAGCAGCUUCUUGAUCUUGUGGAGAGUCCAGACUGUAGACUGGAGACUCUGAUAUGUUGGCCAUUGUUUCCAGCAGGACAGUAUGUGAGCUGAGAGAGGAUGAGUUGAGUCCUGAUGGUCCAGAGGUUGAAUCAGCAGCAGCUUGUGUGUAGAGAGACUCUGACUGGACCAUGUUACUGGGAGGUGGAGUCAAGAGGAGAGUUUCAUCCACGUGUCUGUUACCAUUGUUAGGAAAUAACAGUAUAAGUGUGUUGUUAGAUUUACUCUUUAGCACUCCAGCCAAAAUAGUUCUUCUACAUGGAAAGUUUUAGGUCAGUUUUUAUACUUUUUUUAAAAAUGUAUUUUUAUUUAUUUACUUAUUUUAUUUUUAUUUGUGUCAAGAAACAUUGAAAAUACUACAAAAGAUGUAAAGUAAAAGUGGGAAAUGUUCUCAUGAUAUUACUGUAAUGAUUAAUACUUUCCUGUGGUCAUUAGGGUAAUAAGUUUAAUAUCAGGCUGUAAGAUUAUUUCAUGGUGGAUUUAUCUUCUCAUAAUAUAAAAACAUUUUCCUUAUGAAAAGAUCUGGUUGUAAACAGUGAUUAUAGAUGUCAGAGUACAUGUAGUGUAGUGGACGUAUAAUGUUUAGAAAGUUGAAGGAGAAGGACACUGAAGUUGAAAUGAGAAAAGUACACAAAGACUGGCAUUAUUUUCAGCAAUGUUGUCUUUGUGUUUUUUUGUUAUUUUUUUUUCCAUUUGUACGUAUUUUGUACAAAAAAAGUUGUUGUGAAAAUGUUGUGAUGCACACAAUGUAAUUUGAUUGCAAAUAUAAAAACAAUCACUUACUGCUAAAUUAAUAACACUGAUACUGAAUAUAAUAUAUGAAUGUAAAUCAAUUUCAAUUUAGUAAAUUAGUAAAACAUUGUACCACUAGAAUAGAUGGAUUAUUUGUGGUGUAUAAGAAAAUAAAUGAAUAUGAGUUAAAA